Messenger RNA from Cryptotermes secundus, 9313 nucleotides. It is a transcript of the gene asp, whose product is annotated as protein abnormal spindle. Lineage: Eukaryota; Metazoa; Arthropoda; Insecta; Blattodea; Kalotermitidae. Gene Ontology annotation, molecular function: protein binding. Gene Ontology annotation, cellular component: spindle pole. The transcript has 15 exons. Gene Ontology annotation, biological process: establishment of meiotic spindle localization; spindle organization; mitotic cell cycle. Bases 578 to 8413 code for a protein of 2611 amino acids. The record is from RefSeq and is a predicted model, not a curated record.
UGAAUUAGUGAACGAUGAAGAUGGUCUUCGCAAGGUUUGCAAGACGGAAAACUCAUUGUAUUAGUUGAAUAAGUGUGACAGAAAAAGAGACGCUGAGCUCAUUAAUAGCGGAAUUGUAUCAGUCUCUAUGGUCUCUGAUGAAGAAAAAUAUUGCUAAAUUAUUCAUUUACACAGAAUUUCUGGGUUAAUUGAGUUAAUAGAUGUCUCUACUAGUAUGUCAGGCGGCACUAAAUUUCCUCAGAUAGCAGGUCACUCUGCCGAUGAGUGAUAUUGCCCAUAUUGCCUGCCCUGUAUGCCCAGAAUGCAUCUUGUUUUGAUUGGUUCUGCGUGUAUUUCAAACGGAUUUUGGCAAUUUAAAUGGUAUGAGACAUUUUACGACGCUGUUAGCAUUUCGGGUGGUCAGUGUUUCAGAUAUAUAGCGCCAGGAUAGAAGUGUCUUUUUACCAAUGGUUUAACAAUAAGAUUGCAGAUUUGAUCACGUACUUCGUGAAUUUGCCAAGUUUAUGAGGUGUCGUGCAACGUGAAAUUUAAUGUUGCUCCUGUAAUAUUUAUUUAUUUUUGAUAGGUUUUUAGUACAAUGGAAGAAAAAGAAAGUGGAAUCUGCUUUGAGGUGAAAAUAACACCAGAAUCACGAAGGAAACCAAAAACUGAAGAUCAAGAUAAGGAUGUUGUUCUUGUCUUGGCUCCUUUCAACAAAAUUCCAAAGCUGUUCUUUCAGAAUGUCAAAGUAGGAACGUCAGAAUUACAGCACAUCAUAAUAAGAAACCCUAAUGAUUCAAGAAUUGAGGUACAACUAGAUAGGCUCCCUCCAGAGGAACGUGGUCUUAUUUUUAGUGCUGUAAAAUUUGGAGUGGAAGCACAUGAAAGCGUACAGCUUGAUGUGACAUGGACACCCUCUAAAAGUGAAUCAUGGCAUCAUGCAGUUCAAGUAAAAAAUAGCCACCAUCUUCGAUUGGAUAUUUCAAUUUCUUGCACUUCUGUGAAUCCACAGAAGGCAGUGAAGAGAAAUGUGAAACCAUUGAAAGUUCGGAAUACUUGUUUACAUGCCUCACUGACAGCUAAAAAGAGUGGCGUAAAACAUCUUUCGCAUUCAAAGAGUAAAGUUUGUUAUGGAAUAAAGAAGAAGGCUCAGUGUGUUGACGGGUCCUACCAGACAAAUCUCAAUACAAAUAAAAAUCAAAUGAAACAGAGGUACAAUAUAUCAAGUGAACAAUUUACUCCUGUUAAAGAUAAUAGGCUACCACCCUGUUCAGUUCUGUCCACACCAACUCGUCGAGAGACUUAUCUUGUUAGCCAAGAAAAAGGGGAAGGAAAUAAAGAAAAUGCAGAAUGUAAACAAGUGAAACAAAGAACAAAAUCAGAUAACGUUUAUGGACCUGUUGACUGUAGACCGAGACAGUUAAGAAAAUAUGAAUAUUCAUCUACUGUUCAGAAUGUACCUCCUGUGUUAAGCACCCCUCCUCAGCAGAGGAGCAUGUUUGAUGAAGGAAAUGCAGAAGUUAAAUUAAAUACUUCAACUUGUGAGAGCCAUCCAAAGGAAGGUUCACUCUGCACUGUUGGAAGGAGGAGAAUUACAACAGAAACUAUCACAGAUUCACCACCAAAUCAUAAUAAGAAUUUUCUAGAUAUGUUGAGUUCUUUGAGUUUCACACCAACACCUUCAAGGUCAAAGCAAGAACACAUAGCAGUUAUACCUAAUGUGCAGUAUUCUUCUCCUGAAGUUAACCUGCUUCCACCCUGUAAUGUAUCACCCACUCCAGAUCGUAGACAAACAUAUUUAAUUCCACCUGAUUCCAAAUUUGAAAACAAAUCUGAAAUGAAAAAUUUUGAGGAAAUUCUGUUUAGAACAAGAAGGGUUAGAUAUGUGAACUCAACUUCCUCUAGGAUGCGACUGGAAUCUGAUGAGUUUAAUGACAGCUUGGAAGCACAGGAUGAUGUUUUUCAGGAAGAAAUUAUUGGAGGAAGUGGAACAGAGAGAUGGUCUGAGUGGCAAAAGCAUCAUUUCUCCAAAUCAGAGGGCAGCUCAGAAGGAUCAGCAGGGACACAUUAUGAAUCUGUGUGCAAAACACCCAGAAGUAAAAUCCACAGCACUGGCCUAACACCACAAUUUGAGGAACUUAACUUCAGCACCCAGAAUUUCAUUUCAUUUCUACCUGGAUCCCCAGCUGAUUUCUCUCUGUUACCACCAAGUGAAGAUACCCGUAGGUGUUCCACUGUUAUAAAAAAAAUGGAACCAAUGCUUUAUGACUCAGCUUAUAAUGCAGUACGUAAAGACCUCUUUUCUACUGAUUUAGUGGAACGUGUGGCUAGUAACUCAGUUUCUCCUGAUGUGAAUCAUCUAAGCUUGGGGUCUUUUGUGAAACCUGAAUCAAAAUUUGCUGAUGCUAAUUUCCAGUAUUCAGAUAUAAUCUACCAAGAAUUGGUAAGACAAGACAGUAGUUAUCAACUGCAAGACGACAGAAAAAAAACUCACACUUCCUUGGGCCUGAAAGAAAAUAGUGCACAAAGUGUUAUAGAAGCAGAUUUGUGGGUACAACAAUCAAAUAUAGAAAAGUCAUCAACAAAGGCAGCAGUUAGUGAAAAUCCUAAUAAUUCAGACACCAUUGCAGAAGAAAGUAAAUUUGUUUUCUUGCCUAAGGAAGAGAAAUCAGAAGAACCUAAGGAAAAAUCUGCACUUCAUGUACAGCAGUUUAAAAAAUUUGAAAGCGAUGAAUCUGGAGGAGUCUUUCUAGAAAUUUCACCCCCAAAGAGACAGGUGUAUUUUACAUGUAGCAGUACAAUAAAAACAGAUUCUGUUCAAAAACAGAAAACAUCUCGAAUCACUGGAUGGUCAAAGACUUCUGUUAAAAGCAGAAAUUAUCCAUAUUUAAACGUAACUCAAGGUUCAUCUUGUCAACUUGGUUGCACAGCAAGCAAUCUGACAGGGAAAAAGCGCCCAUUUCAGGGAAUUAAAACCAAUGAAAUAUUCAAUAAACGGCGUAUUUUGAGUGAUGGUAGAAUUCACAGCCAAAGUGGCAGGAGCAAGAUUCCAAGAGGUGCAUCUGUUCAACGAUGUCUCAGAAGAAGUAUGUCAUCUUCUAUACCCCGAACAGCAUUUACCAAGCUAACCUUGCCAACAACCAAGAAACAAAAUGAAGAAGCUGUCCAACUUCACAAUCCUGAUGCUGUUCUUAACAAACUGGCAAAUCCUGGUCUUUUUGUAGCAACCAAUACAUCUGAGCCAUUUACUACAUAUUCUGUGUACUAUGAUGAAGAAUGGAUGGUCCAGCAAGAGAAGGAGUUCACCAAGUGGCUCAACUCUCUGCUGACUCCACCUGAAGGACUCAACAGCACAACUGCCCUUCCCAAAGUGAAUGUGACAGAACUAUGGAUUCAGAGCUGUCGCAAGCAGGAUGUAGUCCCUGCCCCAACUCGAGAGACACUGUCUUCUCAAUACCACACUCACCAUCGCCUGGAUGCUUUGCGCAAGGCUGCAUGCGCAUUGUUCCGUUCACAAGAGGUUGCUCAAGUACUGUCCAAAGUUGCAGUACACAUUGACAAGAAGUUGAUAGCUAUUCGCAGUGACCGGGAUCUUCAUCUUGACUUUGGCUUGAAAUGCAGAGUGAUGGAAUUACUUUUUAGUUACAAUCCUCUUUGGCUUCGAAUUGGUUUGGAGGCAAUCUAUGGUCAAACUAUUCCACUGGAGUCAAAUUCAGAUGUUCAAGGCUUAACUAAGUUCAUUGCAACACGUCUGCUCUCUGAUCCAUAUAUAGUGCAGCAAAAUUCACAUCCAACAGUGCAACAUCUCUUUCUGCCAGGAUUUGAAGAUGCAAUGAAAAAGUUUUCUCUUAAAAAAUUCCUCUUACUUGUUUACUUUUUGGACAAAGCUAAAGAAAGGAAACUUAUCAGCCAUGAUCCAUGCCUCUUCUGCAAAGAUGCAGAAUUGAAGGACAGUCGACAAAUUCUGCAUGCUUUUUCGCGAGACUUGCUGGCUGGAGUUGGAGAUAUAACGAAACAUUUAAAAAGUCUUGGAUAUGUUGUAACACAGAGCCAGACUUAUCUGGACGAAUUUGAAUAUGCAGUUACUUGCCUUGGAAAGGAUCUGCGUGAUGGCAUUAGGCUUACGCGCAUGAUGGAGAUAAUUUUACAAAACCGAACACUGUCAAGUGAACUUAGAGUACCUGCUGUUUCAAGGCUUCAGAAAAUUCACAAUGUGGGUGUUGCAUUGUCAGCUCUGAGAGAUGCAGGCUAUGUCCUUACUGGGAACAUCACAGCAAAGGAUAUUGUUGACGGUCACAGAGAGAAAACACUGUCCUUGCUCUGGCAGAUCAUUUACAAAUUUCAGGAGCCACGAUUCAUUGAUGCAGCAAAGAAGAUUCAGAACUGGUGGCAUCAUCAGUCGCUCAGAUUGGAGAUACGUCGCCGAAUACAGGCCAGAGAGUUAGCAUAUUUUACAAAAGCAGCUAUCAAAAUUCAAGCCUGUUGGAGAACUUAUUGUGCUCGGAUACAACUGAAGAUUAUCAAAGAACAGGAAGCAGUGAAGCAUGCAGCUUGUCAGAAGGCUAGCAUUGUUAUCCAAAAGAACUGGAGAAUGUACUUGGCACAUAAGAAAUACAUCUGUGCUUUGAACUCAGUCAGGAAAAUUCAGGCAUGGUACCGAAAUAUUAAGAUGGCAAAGAAAGAACAAAUUCAAUAUCUUGAGAGGCGUCAGACUCUGGUAAAUUUCCAGGCAGUGUGCCGAGGAUUCUUAUACAGGAAGAGGUUAGAAAAUCUUCGGCGCACAGCUGCUGCACUUAAAAUACAGACCUGGUAUAGACGUCUCAUAGCACCUCAGGAAAUACCAUCUAUACAGAAAUGUAGUGAAGAAGAAUUAUUUUCUGCAACUGUUACUAUUCAGAAAAAAUUUAGAGCAACAUUACUGAUGAGAGCUGAAAGGCAACACUUCCUCCAGCUUAAGUAUGCAGCAACAAUUAUCCAAAGAAGGUUACGUGCCACACUGCUCAUGAAGAAGCAGGUUGAGUGGUACCAACAACAGAAAUCUGCAGCAAGUAUCAUUCAGGCCAAAGUCAGAGCAACAAUAUCAAUGCAGGCCCAAAGACAAUACUACCUGCAACAGAAGUUUGCAAUAACAGUUAUCCAAAGAAGAUUCCGGGCCAUACUGCUUAUGAGAAAACAGGUUAAAUGGUACCAACAUCAACGAUCUGCAGUAAGCAUUAUUCAAAAUAAGUUCAGAGCAACAUUACUGAUGAGAGCUCAAAGACAACACUUCCUACAACAGAAGUCUGCAGCAGCAGUUAUCCAAAGAAGAUUCCGGGCCAUACUGCUUAUGAGAAAACAGGUUAAAUGGUACCAACAGCAAAGAUCUGCUGCAAGCAUCAUUCAGAAUAAGUUCAGAGCAACAUUACUGAUGAGAGCUCAAAGACAACACUUCCUACAACAGAAGUCUGCAGCAGCGGUUAUCCAAAGAAGAUUCCGGGCCUUACUGCUUAUGAGAAGACAAGUUCAGUGGUACCAACAUCAAAGAUCUGCAGCAAGCAUCAUUCAGAAUAAGCUCAGAGCAACAUUACUGAUGAGAUCUCAAAGACAACACUUCCUACAACAGAAGUUUGCAGCAAUAGACGUGCAAAGAAGAUUCCGGGCCAUACUGCUUAUGAGAAAACAGGUCAAAUGGUACCAACAUCAAAGAUCUGCGGCAAGCACUAUUCAGAAUAAGCUCAGAGCAACAUUACUGAUGAGAUCCCAAAGACAACACUUUCUACAACAGAAGUCUGCAGCAGCAGUUAUCCAAAGAAGAUUCCGGGCCAUACUGCUUAUGAGAAAACAGGUUAAAUGGUACCAACAGCAAAGAUCUGCUGCAAGCAUCAUUCAGAAUAAGUUCAGAGCAACAUUACUGAUGAGAGCUCAAAGACAACACUUCCUACAACAGAAGUCUGCAGCAGCGGUUAUCCAAAGAAGAUUCCGGGCCUUACUGCUUAUGAGAAGACAAGUUCAGUGGUACCAACAUCAAAGAUCUGCAGCAAGCAUCAUUCAGAAUAAGCUCAGAGCAACAUUACUGAUGAGAUCUCAAAGACAACACUUCCUACAACAGAAGUUUGCAGCAAUAGACGUGCAAAGAAGAUUCCGGGCCAUACUGCUUAUGAGAAAACAGGUCAAAUGGUACCAACAUCAAAGAUCUGCGGCAAGCACUAUUCAGAAUAAGCUCAGAGCAACAUUACUGAUGAGAUCCCAAAGACAACACUUUCUACAACAGAAGUCUGCAGCAGCAGUUAUCCAAAGAAGAUUCCGGGCCAUACUGCUUAUGAGAAAACAGGUUAAAUGGUACCAACAGCAAAGAUCUGCUGCAAGCAUCAUUCAGAAUAAGUUCAGAGCAACAUUACUGAUGAGAGCUCAAAGACAACACUUCCUACAACAGAAGUCUGCAGCAGCGGUUAUCCAAAGAAGAUUCCGGGCCUUACUGCUUAUGAGAAGACAAGUUCAGUGGUACCAACAUCAAAGAUCUGCAGCAAGCAUCAUUCAGAAUAAGCUCAGAGCAACAUUACUGAUGAGAUCUCAAAGACAACACUUCCUACAACAGAAGUUUGCAGCAAUAGACGUGCAAAGAAGAUUCCGGGCCAUACUGCUUAUGAGAAAACAGGUCAAAUGGUACCAACAUCAAAGAUCUGCGGCAAGCACUAUUCAGAAUAAGCUCAGAGCAACAUUACUGAUGAGAUCCCAAAGACAACACUUUCUACAACAGAAGUCUGCAGCAGCAGUUAUCCAAAGAAGAUUUCGGGGCAUGCUACUUAUGAAGAAACAAGCUGAAUGGUACCAGCAGCAAAGAUCUGCAGCAUGUCUUAUUCAAAGCAAGUUGAGAGCAACAUUGUUGAUGAGAUUUGUAAAGCAACAGUUCUUGGAAAAAAAGUUGGCAGCAACAGUCAUACAAAGAAGAUUUAGGGCCAUGUUAUUGAUGAAGAAACAAACACAGUGGUACCAACGACAAAUAUUGGCUGCAAGCCUAAUUCAAAGAAAGUUCAGAGCAACAGUGCUUAUGUGGUCUGAAAGACGGUAUUUCUUGAAGCAGAAAUCUGCAGCAUUGAUUAUCCAGAGACAAUUCCGAGCCGUAUUGCUUAUGCGGUCUGAAAGACAGUAUUUCUUGAAGCAGAAAUCUGCAGCAUUGAUUAUCCAGAGACAAUUCCGAGCCGUAUUGCUUAUGCGGUCUGAAAGACAGUAUUUCUUGAAGCAGAAAUCUGCAGCAUUGAUUAUCCAGAGACAAUUCCGAGCCGUAUUGCUUAUGCGGUCUGAAAGACAGUAUUUCUUGAAGCAGAAAUCUGCAGCAUUGAUUAUUCAGAGACAAUUCCGAGCCGUAUUGCUUAUGAAGAAACACUUUCAGUGGUACCAACAACAGAGAUCUGCUGCAGUUGUCAUUCAGAACAAAUUCAGAGCAACACUGCUGAUGAGAUCCGAAAGGGAUAUCUUCCUAAAAAAGAAGCGUGCAGCAGUUAUUAUCCAGAAUAAAUUUAAAGCUAAAAUUUUUGAGAGGAAAGAAAGGAGUUGCUUCCUGGAAAGAAAUUCAGCAGCACUUGUCAUUCAGCAAUGGUUUCGAGCUCACUUAAAGAAGAAAGAAACAGAGUGCUGCACAAAUUUAAACUCUAGACAGACAGAACAUGAAAAACAAACUGCUGCUGCCAUAAAAAUCCAAGCUGUUUGGCGUGGAUACAGAGAGCGGAAAUCUGGCACUCAGGGAAUGGUUUCUGUGAGGGAACGUGCCCUGAGCACCAUACAGAAUGCACUUCCUGGAACAACACUACAAACACGAUCCACAGCUGCUUUGAUCGUGCUUCAGAGAACAUGCUCUGGCCGACUUAUAUGGGCCCUCAUGGAACUUGAUACAAUUACACAGCUGUCUCCUAAACUUUGUGUGGACAUUGCAAAUAGUAAGGUUGUGAAGACAAUCUACAAGUACCUUGAUAAUGCUAAUCGUUCUGAAGUUGACAAGGAGAUGAGCACGGUGGCCACCAAGGUCCUUAUUAAUUUAGCCAAGUAUGAAAAAACUGCUGAAAGUGUUUGGCAGGUGCCUGGAAACGUGAGAAUAAUACUGAAUCUGAUGUCUGCCUGGUGUGGAAAGAAUGAUCCUCUGUUUUGCAACUGCUGUACCCUGUUAUGGCUCUUUGCACAAGAUCCAGGAAAGGCUUCUAAGAUUGUAAAGGGUCCGCAAGUGCAACAGAGAUUGGCCCAUUAUUACAAACACUUGAAGCAAAAGCAAGAGCGAGCCCAAGCUUUAAUGAAAGGUUCAUUGAAAGUGAAAGCCAAACAACCAAAGGUUGUCCUUCCGUCUGUGAAACCUGACUGGAGUUUAACUGGUGCAUGUCUGCAGCAGACAUUUGAAAACCCCUUGCAUGCUGUGAGUUGUGUAAUGAAACAAUUAAAUGUUAAAUCAGAUAUGGCAGAAUUUUAGUAGUGAAGAAACGCAUAUGUGUUUGGAAGUGCUAUAUUUUAUGUGAAUAGGUUACUGUAGUUGUGAAGCCAUGUUUUAUAAGUUUUAUGCACACAGCAUCACUCAUUCGUAUCAUAUUCUUAUUACAAUUAAUUUAGUCAUAAUAAGAAUAUGAUAUGAAUGUUUUAUAAGUUUUACACACACAUGGCUUCACAACUAAUGAAAACCAAGUCAUAUUAUACCCUCUUAAAUAUAAGCUGCAAAUCAUACUGCACAUUUUGGUGCAUAGUGACACGACAAAAUUUGUGAUCACUUGGAAUUACCCUUUAGAAUCUUACUGAACAUAAUUACUGUAGAACUGUAGAACAUUAGGUGAAAAGGAAUAACUGAUUGUAGAUUUUAAAUUUUGAUUUUGUUUUAUGGUAAGACUCAUAAAUAUAGAGAAUGAGUAUUUACUAUCACUAAUAUCCAAGUAAAGUACUUUGUAUAAUGUAAUAAUAUUUGUACUUACAGGUUCAUUUUUGACUCUUAUAUGUAUAUGUCAUUUUUAUCUGGUUGAUCUGUAUAAUGACAAGUACUUUAUCCUGAUGUUUAGGAUCACAAUAUUUUAUGUAAGUUCAAAAGUAUCAUAAAGAUGUUGAGUCAUUAAUAUUAAGUUGAAUAUUUUUUGGCAGUUAAAUUUGUCUAACAUCUGAAUCUUAAGAGUUCUGUCUUCUGGUAUAAAACGCUGUGUAGUCCGGUGAAAGUCAACCAACAUUUCAGAGAAAUGUAUCACAUCUUUCUUGUGAGUCAAGGAGUAAACUAGCACUUGCUUAGUUUACUCUUCAUCCCUAAAAGGAGAGGUGAUAUGUUGUUCUGAAACUGUGGUUGACUUUCACUGGACUGCAAGGCAUUACAUCGUAGAUGUUUACAGUCCAUUCG